Molecule: messenger RNA, 1797 nt
Organism: Lolium rigidum
Lineage: Eukaryota; Viridiplantae; Streptophyta; Magnoliopsida; Poales; Poaceae
Product: ABC transporter G family member 10
Exons: 1
Coding region: 1-1797 (598 amino acids)
Cellular component (GO): membrane
Molecular function (GO): ABC-type transporter activity; ATP binding; ATP hydrolysis activity
Source: RefSeq, a predicted model, not a curated record
AUGUCGCUGGAGAAGAACGGCAGCGGGCGACGGAGGCCCAGGUACCGGAUCGAGACCAGGGCGCUGUCCUACGUCCUCCCGGCGCGCCGCGUCGGGGUGUCGUCAUUCCUGCUGGGCGGCAAGGGCGGAGGAGGGUCGGGGGAGCGGCUGCUGCUGCGGAGCGUCACCUGCGAGGCGCCGCCGGGGGAGGUGGUGGCGAUCGUGGGGCCGAGCGGCGCGGGCAAGACCACGCUGCUCUCCGUGCUGGCCGGGUCGGCGGACCCGUCCAGGGUGGUCUCCGGCGCCGUGCUCGUCAACGGCUGCCCCAUGGACGCCGCGCGCUUCCGCCGGGCGUCCGGACACGUGCCGCAGGACGACGCGCUCUUCCCCAUGCUCACCGUCGAGGAGUCGCUCACCUACAGCGCGCGCCUCAGGCUGCGCGCCGCGCCGAGCGCCGCCGUGGCGCGGGCGCGGGAGCUCAUGGCCGAGCUCGGGCUCAGCCACGUCGCGGGAUCGAGGGUUGCCAGCGUGUCGGGAGGGGAGAGGAGGCGGGUCUCCAUCGGCGUCGACCUCGUGCACGACCCGGCCGUGCUGCUGCUCGACGAGCCCACCUCCGGCCUCGACUCCGGCUCCGCGCUCCACAUUGUGAAGAUGCUCAGGGACAUGGCCACCGUGCACGGCAAGACCGUCGUGCUCACCAUCCACCAGCCGGGCUUCCGCAUCCUCGAGCUGCUCGACCGCGUCGUCCUCCUCGCCGACGGCGUCGUCCGGCACCACGGCUCCCUGCCCUUCCUCGACGCCCGCCUCGCCGCCUCCGGCCACUCCAUCCCCGCCCACGUCAACAUCCUCGAGUACGCCAUGGAGACCAUCGACACCCUCAAGCCGGACGUCGUCGUCGCCACCGCCAUCACGUACCAGGAGGCCGCCGGGCCGGCGCCCGCGUCGUCCUGCUCGUCCGCGCGCCGCGCCGCGUACGCCAACUCGGCGGCGGCCGAGGUGUGCAUCCUCUCGGGGCGGUUCGUCAAGACGGUGCUGCGGACGCCGCAGCUCUUCGCGGCGCGGAUGGUGCAGUCGGCGGUGGUCGGCGUGUUCCUCGGCACCAUCUUCCUGGGCACCACCGACCUGCAGUCCCGCCUGGGCUUCUUCGCAUUCAACCUCACCUUCGUGCUCUCCUCCACCACCGAGGGCCUCCCGGUGUUCCUCCAGGAGCGCCGCAUCCUGGAGCGGGAGACCUCCCGGGGCGCCUACCGCGUCUCCUCCUACGUCGCCUCCAACGCCGCCGUCUUCCUCCCGUUCCUCCUCGCCGCCGCGAUCCUCUACGCGACGCCCGUGUACUGGCUCGUCGGCCUCGCGCGCGAGCCCGCCAGCUUCGCCUACUUCGCCCUCGUCAUCUGGCUCGUCAUGCUCACCGCCAACUCCUUCACCGCCUGCCUCAGCGCGCUGGCGCCCAACUACAUCGUCGGCAACUCCCUCAUCGCCGGCUUCAUCGGCUGCUUCUUCCUCUUCUCCGGCUACUUCGUCGCCAGCAAGGACAUCCCGCAGUACUGGGUGUUCAUGCAUUACAUCAGCCUCUUCAAGUACCCCUUCGAGGCGCUCGUCGUCAACGAGUACGGCGGCGCCCGCGGCGGCCAGAAGUGCCUCGCCGAGGCCCCCGGCGGCGGCAUCUGCGUCCUGGAUGGCACGAUGCUGCUGCGGCAGCAGGGGAUGCGGGAGAGCAUGAGGUGGAGCAACCUCGGAGUCAUGCUCGGCUUCGUCGUCGGCUACAGGGUGCUCUGCUUCGUCUUCCUCUGGUACAGGUGCCACCGCAUGAGGAGGUGA